Messenger RNA from Psilocybe cubensis, 1239 nucleotides. RefSeq lists its product as uncharacterized. The record is from RefSeq and is a predicted model, not a curated record. Bases 1 to 1239 code for a protein of 412 amino acids. Gene Ontology annotation, molecular function: ATP binding; protein serine/threonine kinase activity. Lineage: Eukaryota; Fungi; Basidiomycota; Agaricomycetes; Agaricales; Agrocybaceae. The transcript is spliced from 7 exons. Gene Ontology annotation, biological process: peptidyl-serine phosphorylation; intracellular signal transduction.
AUGCACGCUUUUGCUUCAUUGAGCGAACAAUGUAAUCGCAUUCGCGACCACCUAAAUGCUAGAGAGCGGGAAUGGGAAAGAGUUCAUUGCAUUUUACGCAAAAAGGACGCUCGCAGACUUCACGUCAGGCCGUCUGGGCAAAAAUCUGCCACCCCGCUAUUCAGGGAGCAAGCUUCCAAAACUAUCAAGCAUCUCUAUCUUCCAGAGGAGCGGGACGAUCCGUUGAGGCACAUGCGCGACCCCCGGCAUUUCAGCCAUUUGCAGAAGAUUGGUGCCGGCGCCUUCGGUAGCAUCUGUCUCGUCGAAAAUAGAAUCACGGGGAAGAAGAUGGCCAUGAAGUCGCUCCGUAGGAAAGAUAAUACCAGUGAGGAGAUCAAUUUGGAGAUCCGUGCUUUGCUGCGCGCUCAGGAGAGUGGAUGGUUCCCAAAGUUGCUGAGUACAUUUAUGGAUCCCGUCAACUUUUAUAUCCUGAUGCCAUUCUAUCCACUCGGGGACUUGUACACAGUCAUGACCUCUUCUGGAGGUUGUUUGAGUCGGGAGCUUUGUCGAUUCUACUUAGCGGAACUUAUUCUGGCAUUGCAGUGUCUCCACAAAAUCGGAAUAAUUCAUCGAGAUAUCAAGCCGGAUAAUAUUCUAUUUGAAGAAACAGGCCACCUCGUUGUCGCAGACUUGGGCGUGGCACAUGUCUUCAUAGAAGAUGAGGAAGAUGCCACAUUUAUGGCGGAUGAAUACCCUCUAUGGGAGGAGAUGAAGUUUAUCAACGACGAUGGGUUUCCGCUUCUUACUCCGAGCAUCGAUAACCCGCACACGAUCAAGGGGGUGGCAGGUACACCCUUUUAUGCUGCUCCAGAGGUGCUUGAGGGUCGACAAUAUAGUUAUGGCGUGGAUUACUAUUCUUUGGCUAUUGUGUAUCACGAAAUGGUGACAGGAUAUGUGCCUAUACAAUGUGGGCCGUGCUUGCCAGGACAAUCGGAGCCAACCAUUACACUUGACCUUGGAAGGAAAGACGUGCAUUUCCAACCGCUAUCAGUUUCAGACUACGACUUUCUAUCCCAGAUGCUAGAUGAGGAUUGUUAUGCUCGCCCGAGUGUAAAGCAAAUGAAGAAUCAUCCGGUUCUUGCAGGAAUCGACUGGGACAAACUCUCUCGUCGUGAGGGCCCGAUACCCCAACCGAAAGUGUUGAGAAAGAGAGUCCCAAUCAGUCCUGGUUUUGAGAGAUGCUUAACCAUUAGGUUUUAA